ACUUUCAACCCAAUCUCUCUCUUCUUUCUCUCUCCUCUCUCGCAGAUUGACAGACACAGAUUCACCAUUCCUUCUCUAUCUCUCACGGAUUUCAAAGUAUAACCAACGCCUUUUUCCUUCAUUCCGUCUACCAACCAGAUCUAGAUCUGAUACAUUUUCUUCCAUCAUAGACUAACACUGUUGAUCCACCGAGGAAUCGAAGAAGAACGAAACAAGCUAAGCUAAGGUAAGGGAAUUGAUCAGUUGUGUGUAUUAGAUGAUUUAAGAUUUGGAAGGACUGAUUGAUUGAUUGAUUGAUUGAUUGAUAUCAAGGCAAAUGUUAAGUGAAGAUGGCUGUAUCUAAGCACACAGUUGCAGCAUUUAAGUCUUACCAAAAUCAAGCGCAGGUGUUGGUUCGGAAUUAUCUACUUGCAGAUACUUUUAUUCCAUAUACAUCUGUACUUGGUGGAAUAUUUGCCUGUAAAGUGGUUUAUGAUCUUUCUCAAUUAGUCAGCACAUUCUAUUUUAGAAGUUAUAAUGCACUUUCAAAAGUCCAGAAGAUUGAAUGGAACAAUCGUUCAAUGUCCACACUACAUGCAAUUCUUAUUGCCUUUAUAUCAACUUAUUUUGUGUUCUGGUCUGAUUUGUUUUCGGACAACAAGCAUGUUGGUCUUAUUACAUUCCGAACUUCACCAGUUUCCAUUGUUUCAUUGGGGGCUUCAGUCGGGUACUUCCUUGUAGACCUUGGGAUGAUUUUUUGGCUGUAUCCUUCACUAGGUGGAUCAGAAUAUAUUAUACAUCAUUCCCUUUCUGCAAUUUCUGUAGCAUAUGCGAUGUUUACUGGGGAGGGACAACUGUACACUUUUAUGGUUUUAAUCUCUGAAUUGACGACUCCAGAGAUUAAUAUGAGAUGGUACCUUGAUGUAGCUGGUCUUAAAAGGUCAAAUGCAUAUUUAGUAAAUGGUGUACUGAUAUUUUUUGCCUGGCUGGUUGCCAGGAUUCUGCUGUUCUUCUACAUGUUUUAUCAUGUAUAUAUGCAUUACCAUCAGGUAAGCGCGAUGCAUCCAUUUGGUCGCUUUUUGGUGUUUGUGGUGCCAGCAGCUCUUGCUGCCAUGAACUUGGUCUGGUUUGUGAAGAUUCUUAAAGGACUGAAGAAGACAUUAACCAAAUGGCAAUGAAAAGGAAAAUCAUUUCAUCUCAUUGUAGAUUAAUUUUGUGCUCAUCUUUUGUGGAUAUUAUUAUUAUAUUCCCUUUUGCCCUCAAAUUUUUUUUCCUGUCUUUUUCACACUUGACCACUUUUGUAAGCUUUGUAGAAGAUAGAAAAAAGGGUAUUAUAAUAGAGAGAAAGAUAUAGAGGGCAUGACUAACUUGAUUAUAUCAUUAUGAUGAUUAGGUUUGAAAGGAAAAUAUUUGUAAAAACUCAAUUAUGCUUGUUUAUAUAUUAUUUUACAGUCUUCUUUCACUCAA
Molecule: messenger RNA, 1446 nt
Organism: Impatiens glandulifera
Lineage: Eukaryota; Viridiplantae; Streptophyta; Magnoliopsida; Ericales; Balsaminaceae
Product: TLC domain-containing protein 4-B-like
Exons: 9
Coding region: 330-1157 (275 amino acids)
Biological process (GO): lipid homeostasis
Cellular component (GO): endoplasmic reticulum; membrane
Source: RefSeq, a predicted model, not a curated record